Messenger RNA from Cylicocyclus nassatus, 348 nucleotides. NCBI's taxonomy places the organism in Eukaryota, Metazoa, Nematoda, Chromadorea, Rhabditida, Strongylidae. The record is from the annotation of a GenBank genome assembly.
AUGUGCUCUAUAGCUUUAUUCGGUUCCUUCGCAUUUUUGAUCAGCUAUGUGUUCGCGCUUGAUGAAUUUGUCUCAUCUACAUCAUGGUUUAUAGUGGAAUCUACUUACUGUACUGUCAUUGCUGUAGCUUUGCUCACAUGCGCGCUCAUCUUUCUGCUCAUAACCUCCUCACAUUGGGCUGACGUCAAUCCAUCACGGCAAGCAGCUGCUGCCUUUGCUUCGGGUUCUAUGUUUGUCUGCUCAUUGAUUCACUUCAUUGACGGUCUCCUACUUCUUGGCAACUGGAAGCGUUAUUCUUGGGAUAUAAAUGGACCUAAUGCCUUGACGAGAGAUGACAUCGCUUUCUAG